AUGAUAGGAAAUGGUAUCGGACGAACAAAGCUUUGCUGCAGCAGGAAAAGGACGAGCAGGCUACUCAACCUGGACCUCAUAUCGAAUCAGAGCGGCAAAGACGAGCAAGGCAUCGUCGAGAGUACAUCAAGAAAUAUUGUCGGGAAAAGAAAGCUCUACAGCGGCAGCAAAAGCAGGAGCAGGAACAAAACGAGCAGGCUGCUCAAGCCGAAUCCCAAUACGAACGCUCAAAGAGUCAAGGACAGACGUGACCCUGCCUUUGGAAUUGGACGCAUUUGGACUGAUUGA
Molecule: messenger RNA, 288 nt
Organism: Neurospora hispaniola
Lineage: Eukaryota; Fungi; Ascomycota; Sordariomycetes; Sordariales; Sordariaceae
Exons: 1
Coding region: 1-288 (95 amino acids)
Source: RefSeq, a predicted model, not a curated record